CGGAGAAGACUUCUGUGCAUUUUGACCCAGGCAGAGUUCAGACAUGUCUUCAUCGGGACUGGAGGUACUUGGAGUGACCAUGGCCGUCCUGGGAUGGCUCUUUGCCGCUGUAUCCUGCGCCUUGCCCAUGUGGAGAGUGUCAGCGUUCAUUGGGACAACCGUUAUCACAGCCCAGAUCUUCUGGGAAGGCCUCUGGAUGGAGUGCGUCUUCGAAAGCACAGGUCAGAUGGUGUGUAAGAUCCACGACUCCAUGUUGGCUCUAAAUGGAGAUGUCCAGGCUGCCCGUGCCCUCACUAUCCUCUCCAUCGUGAUGGGGAUUCUGGGAAUCUUGGUUGCCAUCAUGGGGUCAAAUUGCACCAACUGCGUGGAAGAAGAGUCGGCCAAGGUUCACAUGAUGAGGGCCGCCGGGGUGGCCUUCAUCCUGGCUUCUCUGGCCGAGCUGAUCCCUGUGUCCUGGUAUGCGCAUAGCAUCAUCACAGACUUCCACAAUCCAGCUGUAAUUAAGGGACGCAAGAGAGAGAUAGGUGCAGCUCUUUACGUGGGCUGGGCUGCUGCUGCCUUUCUGCUCAUCGGAGGGAGCGUCCUCUGCUGCAUUUCUUCCCCACGACCUGAGCGAAGUCACAGGCGUCCACCAAAUAUGCUGAGCGCCCACGCCAGGUCUAACGCCUCGAGUGGUUACAACAGGAAAGACUACGUCUGAACUCGCACCUCGUCUUCUCUCAUCCCUUUAGCAUCUUUUAAAAACACUGAGGUCAGCGACUCUAUGUUAGUGACGUGCACUGGAUUUUAUACUUUACGGAAAUAACUGUAUAUUUUGUGAUUUAAACGUAGAGAUAUGUUUACACUGUGUGUACUGUUUUUAUCUUUUGUGUUCAGUUUGGAUUAAGAAGUUUGAUUUUUGUAAAUCUGAAAUGUUUUAUUCUGGUAUAUGUUUUGUUUUUUUACCUUCUGUCGUCUUGAUAGAUUAAACCUUGACA
This is a messenger RNA of Larimichthys crocea (large yellow croaker), 977 nucleotides long. Its product is annotated as claudin-4. The record is from RefSeq and is a predicted model, not a curated record. The transcript has a single exon. Lineage: Eukaryota; Metazoa; Chordata; Actinopteri; Sciaenidae. Gene Ontology annotation, molecular function: structural molecule activity. The coding region runs from base 44 to 700 and encodes 218 amino acids. Gene Ontology annotation, cellular component: bicellular tight junction; membrane.